AAUCAAGCUGUCGACAAUUCCGCGCUGACAAACUCCGAUAUAUAAUCCGUGUACAAAGCACCGCAUACAAAAUAAACACUUUCAAUCAAAUCCACUUUACAGCCGUUUCAAUCACUCAGCUGCACUCACCCACAGAUACACAAUGGCAGACCCAAGUCUCUACACAUACCCAUCACCUCUCUCAGGCUACGAAGGUCUUGAGCCUCUCCCUGACGAGAAAGCCGCAGACGGCAAAUCCUUCGUCAACCCACCAGCCGCGCAAAAGAGCGAGGCAUAUACUUCUUUCGCCGCCCCAAUCACGAACGGAACUCGUGGAGGAUUCGAUGUGCACAUUUACUUCCUGCAGUCUGACACCGAGGAACUAAGCUUUGCUACCGCGCUAUGGGAGCGCAUACGGCGAGAAUUCCCCGAGCUACGCAUAUACAAAGUGUGGGACAAGCCGAUUGGGCCGCAUCCCGUGGGCAUGUUUGAGGUGAACAUCUUCACGCCAGAGCAGUUCGGGGCUUUUAUUCCCUGGUUGGUGAUCAAUAGGGGCCCGCUAUCGGCGCUGAUACAUCCUAACACGGAUGAAGAGGAGAGGGAUCACACGCAGAGGGCGACUUGGAUGGGAGCACCGCUGCCGCUAAGUCUGAAGCUGUUCAAGAGGAGACAGGCUGGAGCGUGAGGAGAAAGAGUAGGGCAGUGACUUGAGAUGAAUGAGAAUGGUCAUUUGGGAGUUGUAUAGUAUUUCGUGGGGGUAUGAUGCCCUGGAUUAGGGCUUUGUUGGCUCUCUAGAUUGCUGUCGUGGCAUAUCUUCUCCACUGCUUCCUUAAGACUAAUUACCUGUCUUGUAACUCUGACCUGUUCCUUUGCGCAGCUUGUACGGUACAUAAUGGCUGCGAAGCGCAUAUCGUGGUCUAUAGUUGGUAGUCGUCACUUCUCUGCGCACUCAAAAUGGCUGAUGAGAUGCU
This is a messenger RNA of Dothidotthia symphoricarpi CBS 119687, 950 nucleotides long. RefSeq lists its product as uncharacterized. The record is from RefSeq and is a predicted model, not a curated record. The transcript has 5 exons. Lineage: Eukaryota; Fungi; Ascomycota; Dothideomycetes; Pleosporales; Dothidotthiaceae. The coding region runs from base 143 to 664 and encodes 173 amino acids.